Phytophthora sojae is the source of this 660-nucleotide messenger RNA. RefSeq lists its product as hypothetical. Bases 1 to 660 code for a protein of 219 amino acids. NCBI's taxonomy places the organism in Eukaryota, Oomycota, Peronosporomycetes, Peronosporales, Peronosporaceae. The transcript has 2 exons. The record is from RefSeq and is a predicted model, not a curated record.
AUGUUGGCGUUGCGUAACAUUGAGCGCAACAAUGCUCGACAGCUCGACAGCUCGACAGCUCGACAGCUCGAUAGCUCGACAGCUCGACAGCUCGACAGCUCGACAGCUCGACAGCUCGACAGCUCGACAGCUCGACAGCUCGACAGCUCGACAGCUCGACAGCUCGACAGCUCGACAGCUCGACAGCUCGACAGCUCGACAGCUCGACAGCUCGACAGCUCGACAGCUCGACAGCUCGACAGCUCGACAGCUCGACAGCUCGACAGCUCGACAGCUCGACAGCUCGACAGCUCGACAGCUCGACAGCUCGACAGCUCGACAGCUCGACAGCUCGACAGCUCGACAGCUCGACAGCUCGACAGCUCGACAGCUCGACAGCUCGACAGCUCGACAGCUCGACAGCUCGACAGCUCGACAGCUCGACAGCUCGACAGCUCGACAGCUCGACAGCUCGACAGCUCGACAGCUCGACAGCUCGACAGCUCGACAGCUCGACAGCUCGACAGCUCGACAGCUCGACAGCUCGACAGCUCGACAGCUCGACAGCUCGACAGCUCGACAGCUCGACAGCUCGACAGCUCGACAGCUCGACAGCUCGACAGCACGACAGCGAAGCACGCUGUAUCACUCGGGGCGUGCGCCAACAGCUUCCGCCGCUAA